This is a messenger RNA of Lytechinus variegatus (green sea urchin), 2300 nucleotides long. RefSeq lists its product as uncharacterized. Gene Ontology annotation, biological process: peptidyl-proline hydroxylation to 4-hydroxy-L-proline. NCBI's taxonomy places the organism in Eukaryota, Metazoa, Echinodermata, Echinoidea, Temnopleuroida, Toxopneustidae. Gene Ontology annotation, molecular function: procollagen-proline 4-dioxygenase activity. Gene Ontology annotation, cellular component: endoplasmic reticulum. The transcript is spliced from 9 exons. Bases 1 to 1488 code for a protein of 495 amino acids. The record is from RefSeq and is a predicted model, not a curated record.
AUGCAUCGGAACCAUGAUAAAAGAACAUCUUUCCAAAUUAUCAUUCUUCUGACAAUUUGGACCUUGGUACAUUGUCCAUCGGUGCUGUCAAGUGGAGAGAUUUCGCCAGGUGAUGACGACGGAACGAUUAGGGAAGAUACUGGAGAAAUCGAGGUCGAUGAUAUCGAGAAGGAUUCUAGUGAUGAUGACAUCGGUGGUGUCGUCGUAGAGGAGCAAAGCGAGGAGAGGAUACGGCUAUUCCAGUACGACCCUGUUGAAGUAGGAUACAUCAGAUACGUGGAAAUUUCUCCUGGACGAUACAUCCAAAUGAAGACGAUUGCCGUAAAGCCACCAGCUUUUGGAACUACGAACUGGCUUAUUAUCAAAGUAGUCUACGUCUGUGAUGGUGGUGAGAAUUGUCAUUUCGAUUUGCUUCCUCCAGAAAUUCCUAAAUUCCUAACCGCGGAGGAAUGUGAAAGACUAAAAGAGCUCGCCCUGGAUGCAGGUCUUUACAGCAGUAGAACCUUGGGGUCGGCAUUAAACAUCACCGGUAUCGAUGAAUCCAAGGUCACUUUCAAUAAAACAGAAUGGAUUCCGAAACUGACCAAGUGUGAUAAUGAUACCGACGGUAAACUAGACUUCACCGAAGUGCUACAGUGUCUCCCUGGGCUGGAGGAAGGGGAGACAGUUCCCCCUGAUAUGUUACAGAUCUUAUACCUGCAGGUUAAGUUGGACUUGGACAGUAACGGAAUCAUCGACGCACGGGAGCUAUGGCUAAUGAACAUCGAGAACAAAACGAUUGAGAUCAAGGAAUGGCUCUCCCAGUGGCGACGAGGAAAUGUGUCCGAAGUUAAAGGAAAGGGGCGGGCUCGAAUCAGUGAGCAGGCUUGGGUUGAUUGGGCGGACUCCGCGGAGCCCAUCGUACUGAAUCUACGAGAAAGAUUUAUGACCAUUUUGUAUUAUCUCCAAGACACAGAAAUUGGAGGUGAAACUGCGUUCCCUUUGGCUGAGUUCGAAAACAUUUCUAAAGAAUACAAGAAGAGCUUGGGUUAUAACUACAGCGACUUGAGCCGCAACUGUCAUAAAAAUCUGUACGUAACCCCAGAAUACGGGAAGGCGAUCAUGUGGUACAACCAUCAUAUCGAUGAAGAAACAGGUUGGAUGUCCUCACUAAAUAAAAAUGCCCUUCAUGGAGGUUGUGACGUCACAAAGGGGACAAAGUGGAUCGCAAACAAUUGGAUCACCGUAGAUGAUGACUAUGAAAGACAAAUGGAAUUUCAUGCUCAAAUAUUUCAACCAAGGAAAGAUGGCGAAGUAGCAGAGUCAGGAAACGAAACGAAUGAUGAAGAAAAUAAUACAGUUGUAGGAAAAGUGGAAGGAGAUACAGAGUCCAAUGACGACUCCUCAGAUCAGAAUAACCACAAUGAAAGCUCUACGGGAGAAAGAAGCAUGCCCGCUACUGGCAGAUCUGAGAGACAUGGCCUUUCUCAAGAACACGUUGAAUUAUAAUUUCAUUUGUCAAGUUACUAUACGUCAAUUACAAUCAGUUGAUUACACUCUGAAGUGUAACACUCAAUCGCCUAAGUACCACAAAAUUGGCAAUAUCCUCUAAAUAAUACUCCACCUCCAAAUCAUGUAAAUGUAAAGGGCGUUAUACAUUAAACAUAACACUCGUAAAGGCUUGUGGAAUAGAUGCAUAUGAAAGGAAUGAACCUAUUUUAAAUGCAGUGUUGAAAAUGGCAGUCCCCUACUCAUUUUCCUGAUAACAGACUUCACACUUUUUAAGAAAUUUGCCGUAAGAAACAGUGUUGCCUGUUUGUCUGUUACACGUGUAAAUCCGACCUUAUUACUUGCUUGUGGUACAAAUGUGCCACUUCACUUUACUAUACCAUACUAAGGUAUCACAGCUUUUGUUUUUAUUCCUUCCUUUCUUUAUUUUGAAUUAUAGUAUGUUACAUAUAUGGACUUUGCACUUAUUUUGUAUGCACGAUGGUUUGUUUUAUUGCUGGGCUUUCAUACAUUAUUUCUGUAUCGAAUUUAUUAUAUCAAUCACCAUAUUAAGCAUUUAUCUCCUUUGGCCGUCCGUAUCUUGUAUCCUCCGUAAAUGCGUUUUAUUCGACUUUUCUUUGAUCUUCUUGGGUAGAAGGUGGAAUUUUUAAAAGUUAAUAAUGAAGUUACGAAUUAUGCCAUGAAUUUAUACUUUUUCCCUGAAUUACGUCUUAAAAAAUGCAUAUUUUCAUGCAUAAAGCCUACAUAUUAACUUUCUUAUUAUUACAAAAAUGUUAUAUAUAUUUCAAAAAAACUUCAGUUCAUUUUUUACC